Molecule: messenger RNA, 3501 nt
Organism: Drosophila ananassae
Lineage: Eukaryota; Metazoa; Arthropoda; Insecta; Diptera; Drosophilidae
Gene: cg
Product: zinc finger protein 189
Exons: 12
Coding region: 156-2618 (820 amino acids)
Biological process (GO): negative regulation of transcription by RNA polymerase II; regulation of immune system process; regulation of cytokine production
Molecular function (GO): DNA-binding transcription factor activity, RNA polymerase II-specific; RNA polymerase II cis-regulatory region sequence-specific DNA binding
Source: RefSeq, a predicted model, not a curated record
UACAUUUGCGUUUGGAAAUUUUGCGCUUUUUUCUCUUCCGCCCGCCCGCCUCCUAUCCAUCCCCCCUUUUCUCUUUCUCUCUCCCUUCCUCCCUCCUCUGUCUCUCUCUCUCUCUCUCUGUCUCUCUCUUCCCUGCACUGCACUACUAAAAUAAAAUGUGCGCCGCCCAAAAUCCGCCGCCCUUUGGCUAUACCUGGGGCUUCGCUGACAACGGCAGCCGCACCGCCGAAUCGGUACUGGAGAUAUCGCCGAACAUCAAUUACACCGUCAGCGGGGAGUCGAUGCCCUACUUGCUGGCCACGGACGGAUCGCUGGCCGUUCAAAAGGAUGUCAAAGGCGCCCUGGCAGCAGCCGGCAACAAGAAUGUCGUCCGUCGGAUGUUCGUUGUAAACGAUCCCUCAUUUCCGCCAGGAACUCAAAGAGUUAUCACCACUGGAGGUGCCUCGACGGUGGUCAAGAAGCAGGACGCCAAUCAGCAGGUCCUCAGCCUGGACAAGAACUAUCUUCUGGUGGAUCAGGCCACGGCAGCAGCAGCUGCAGCCGCGGCGGCUGGGGAUCCGACAGCCCAUCACCAGUUAACCAAUGGAAGCAUCGUCGAUGCCAAAACCGGGCAGACAGUGUUGACCGCCGGAUCGGCGGCCAAGUCACAUUUUAGCUCGAUCGGAGCCUUGCAUCUCACGCAGGAGGAGUGCAACGAGAUCCUGAUCAAGCGCGCUAUCGCCGCUGGCCACCAUCAGACGCACACGAUCACAACUGCCGACGGAGCGCAUCAUCAUGCCGCGUCUGGCGGGACACCAAGUUUUUGUUCCGUUGGCGGUGCAACCACUCUCUUAGGUGACAUACUUCCUGGUAUUUCAGUUCAAGUACAGAAAGUGAUCCAGGGACUCGAGGAGAACGAGGACUCGCAGGGCGACGCACCCAACUUGAAGUUGGAGCCAGGCACAUUAGAGUUGUCCCCCAAGACCGAAAUACAGGAAUCAAUGCAUUUCAGCGAAACGGACGCCACUAUUAAGAAGGAACGCCCGUACAGUUGCGACGAGUGCGGCAAGUCCUUUCUGCUCAAGCAUCACUUGACGACCCACGCACGCGUACACACAGGUGGUGAACGCCCCCAUAUCUGCACCCAUUGCGGCAAGAGCUUCGCGCACAAGCACUGCCUUAACACACAUCUGUUGCUGCACUCGACGGAGCGGCCGUAUCAGUGCCAGGAGUGCAAGAAGAGCUUCACCCUCAAGCACCACUUGCUGACGCAUUCGCGCGUCCACAGUCGCGAGCGUCCGUUCGUCUGCCAGGAGUGCGGACGUGCCUUUCCCCUCAAACGACACCUGGUAACGCACAGCAAGUUCCACGCCGGUGAACGACCGUAUGUGUGCGAGGAAUGCGGUGAGAGUUUUGCCCAGGAGAAUCACCUGAUUAUGCACUCGCGCUUUCAUGGUUCCUUGAAUCCAUUCGUUUGCGCCGAGUGCGGAGCCUCGUUUCCGCGCAAGUUCCAGCUGGUUAAUCACGGACGGAUCCACGGCAAGAUUCCCCACUCGUGCACAGUGUGCGGCAAGGAAUUUCUGCAAAAGCGAACGCUAGUUUCCCACAUGAGGCGCGUACACACUGGAGAGCAGGCACAUCCCUGCGUCAGCUGCGGCGAGGGCUUCCUCACCAAGGCCGAACUGCACCAGCACGUGAGGACGGCGCACAACGGCGUGAAUCCCAAUACGAGCAGUGCCACCAUUAUCGCCAAUCAACAGCAGCUGCAACAGCCCCACCACCAUCCUGGCCAGCCGACGCAUCCGCAGACCAUAACAGUGGUCAGCAAUCCGGCCAAUUCCACGCUCCUGACGGUCUCCACCACGGAUGCCAAUGGCGUGUCACGUCCGCAGUUUGUUUGCCGGGAAUGUAGCAGCGCCUUUAACAGCCGGGAAGCAUUGGCCCUGCACUUGCGCCUUCACACCGGCGAUAAGAGUUUGAUGACCGAUCUGUGCGCCCUGACGGCCGCGCUGCCUGGCCACUUUUUGAGCACGGCCAGCCUGAAUCCCGGCACAGUGGUCACGGCCAAUCCGAAUCUGGUGGGCCAGAGCCCAGUGCCCGUACAGAUAAUAUCAUCCACCGGGCAGGUGAUGUCACAGACCACGCUGGUGCAGGCCGCCAACUCGACCCAUCCGCAAGCGGUGGUCACCGCAGUGCCCACUAUGCCGGUGCACGGCCAACACCAGCAUCUGCAGCACGUUCAGCAGCAGCAGCAACAGCAACAGCAGCAGCACGUUGUGUCGGUGGCGCCGGCCAACAAACCGAAGUCGCACUUCUGCGCCAGUUGCGGCAAGGGAUUCGCCGCCAAGCACGGACUCAUGCAGCACAAUCGCCGGCAUCCGAACGGCGGUUGCACCGUUCGUACCCAUGUGUGCGAGUGCGGCAAGGCCUUCUUCCAGAAGAACCACCUGAUGCUGCAUCAGCGCCAGCACUUGGAGACGAAGCCAGCCAUAUCGCAGCAACAGGAACAACAGGCGGAUGCCAGCGGCCAGCAGCCGGUUCAAGUACAGAUCUUGUCCGAUGGCCAGAUACACGGCAAGGUCAUCAAGUACGAGGUAUGCCGCAACGCCCUACCGGAGGACCAGCAGCAGGCGGAGUAACCCCCGAUAAAAAAAAUGUAAAUAUAUGGCAGUUACAGAUCGUACAUAUGUACACACCAGCGCACUCUCGAAGGACACACAGAACACUAACAGAAGGAGAAGUGGAUCCUUGGAUCCUUGGAGUGGGAGGCGAUUCCCUUAGGUGUAAUAUUUUUAGUUAGGAUUAGGAUAGCGUUUAAGUAAUUGCAUUGUACACAUAAUAGUUAACUAGCGUUACAUACAUGCAUACACUUACUAUGUAUACACACAAUACAUAUAUAUACACAUAUAUAUAUAUAUAUAUGAUCCGUAUAUAAGAUCAUAUACGGACCUAGACUUAAACGAUUAUCUGUUAAUUUUUGCGAUGCGUUGGUCGCAUCUAAAACAACAACCUGUAUGAGUUGCAAGUUUUAAAGUGUUACGUUCGAUUGGUUUUACGCAUUACACGACUUUUAAUACCCUAACAUACCUAUACACGAAACAUAUACAUAUAUAUAAAUAUGUAUGACUAGAUGAGAGAUAUAUAUAUUUAUGUAUAUUCCCCGGGUGUAAACUGUAUACAUAUUAACACAAGAAACAAGAAACAGAUUAUACAUAGACGAGUACGAGUACGGAUAGUUCUAGAAGACUAGUGUCUAGCAAGCGUUGCACUUUGAAAUAUACGUAACCAGUAGCUCCACUCCAUGUGGAAGUGGGUGGGUGGUGUGUGGGCAUGCCACAUUUUGUUUGUACAUAUAGAAAUCGGUGUUAGCUGCAGCAGCCAACGCCAGCCAAGAGAGAAGAACUGGUCCGAUCGGAGUGGAGUGGAGUGGAGUGGAGUAGGUGCCUGGCACAAUAACUAGCUAACAGAGAUACCCCAACCAGAAGAAUUAGACUAUAGACAGUCUGUAGAAAAACUGAAAAA